AUGGCUUUUCAGCCGGCGUUCAACGCCCGUCUGAUAAACGAGGUUCGGAAAUAUCCGUGCCUUUAUAAUCACUCAAGACGUGGUUCCGGUGAUACGACGGAACGUCAAAGACUUUGGGAAUCAAUUGCAAAGAAUAUCGAUCCGAACUGUGCAGCUGAAUUCGCUAAGAAGCGGUGGUUGCAGCUGAGAGAUCGAUACAGAAAAGAGUUGAAACUUGCGAUUAAGAAUGGAUUUGUCACACCGGUUAGAUGGUGUUAUUUUAAUCAGUUGUCUUGGUUGGAUCCAUUUUUGAAAGAUAAUAUUGCCCAAGCAGCAGACGAAAAGAAGAGCGAUCUUAAAUUUGAUGAUAACGCUCCCAACACCCCGUUCAACUGGUUUGGAUUCCCAAAUUUGAAUGGAAUCAAAUACGAAAUGGAGGACGAGGACAGUGAUCCAGCAUUGGAAUCAUCGGUUCUUGACAGACUUUUGGCACAAACGGCUCAAAGAUUGGAUAGUAUUUCUCCGGAAAUUGAAAAUGAUGAAUCUGGAACACAAAGUUUGGAUGGAACUGUGGAUGUGGAUGGAGUGGAUGGAGAUGAUGGAGAAGAAGAAGAUAUGAAACUGAAACCAGCAGAUGAAGAAUUCGGAGGAGAUGAUGAAGAAGAGAACAUUGAAAAAUCUCCGGCUCCAGUAAAAAGUCAAGCAAUGGAAAUGCUCAAAAAAGUAAUAAAUGCACAAAAUGCUGAAACGAUUGUUCCACCACAACCUCCACAACUUCCUCAACUCCCUCAAAAACCAUCAGUUGAAACAUUGAUCGCUGCGAACCAGGCAAGAUUUGCUCAUCAUUUGGCAGCUCAAUUAUCUGGAAUGGGAUCAAUGCUCCAUGGAGCAAUCAAGUCUGAAAGUGCAGCCACUCCAGUCAUUACACCAACUCCACCUCCUCCUACCUCAUCAUCACCUAAUAAUCAUUUUCAUCCUUAUAAAGAGGCAUCAAGACAUCGGCAUCAAAAACAUGCUGAAAAUCUAAUGAGAAAUCAUUUACAGCAAGUGAGUUUUUCGAAGUUAAACCAAUCCUAUCGCGUUGGACGGGUUGCUCUCGAGUGGUUGAAUGAUGAGGAUUUGUUGUAUAGCAGAAUUAUUGGUCUGAAAUUGAAGAAGAUGGAUCCGAAAAAAAGGAAAAAGGUCCGUCAUCAAAUAAUGUCAUUACUUGAAGAAACAGAUGAGCAUGUUGAUAACGAUGAUUCUUGUAGUUCCCAUAGCCCAUCAGCCCCAGAUAACGAUGAAGAUGUUACCGUUGAACCAACGGAAAACGAGAUUCCAUCGACAACUUGCUAA
This is a messenger RNA of Caenorhabditis briggsae, 1314 nucleotides long. RefSeq names its product Protein CBR-MADF-5 (gene Cbr-madf-5). Lineage: Eukaryota; Metazoa; Nematoda; Chromadorea; Rhabditida; Rhabditidae. The transcript is spliced from 4 exons. The record is from RefSeq and is a predicted model, not a curated record. Bases 1 to 1314 code for a protein of 437 amino acids. Gene Ontology annotation, cellular component: transcription regulator complex; nucleus. Gene Ontology annotation, biological process: regulation of transcription by RNA polymerase II. Gene Ontology annotation, molecular function: DNA binding.